AAUGGCAGACCCGGGCCGUGAUCCCACUCUCCGAGGGUGUCUCAGGGAGAGUGGGAUAUGCAAAAAAAACACAUUUCCAGUUCACACAUGCUUAUUAAUACGCACUUGUACAUUUGUAAAAUGGGACAAAUAUAAGCACCCACCAAAUUAUUAUUAAAAAUAUGCACAGUUAUUAUGCUGCACUGCAACAUGAAACAAACUCUUAAAUAUCUGAUGAUAUCAUUACAGAUUCAUUUGCAAUUUGUUAACAUGGAAAUGAUAGUUAUUGCACAAAAAUAUGUCCAGUAACUGAAAGUGGAGAAAAGAGUUGAUUGUAAUCAGGGGUUGGGAAAAUGUUUUCUUUACAAUGUUUUUGCAGGAUUGUAAAAAACAGGGUACUUUGCCCUUGUCAAUUGUCAACAUCUCAGUUUAAUGUUUGAGACUGGUGUAAGAAAUUAACUUAAUUAUUUGUUGUUGGUUUGCGUUUUAGUUUUCUCUCAAAGCAGUUACAUCAAUCAGUUAAAAUAAUAUUCAAUAUUCUCCCAGUGUUGUACUUUUAGUUGUUCAAUACUUAUGUUUUAUUCAGUUUAUGCUAAUUAUUUAACUUCAAUUUCAGAUGGAUAUGACUUAAUUGUCAUUAAGAAAUCCCGUAUUACCUCUUGUCGUGCUUUGACAAAGCUCUGUAAUAUAUGUAUAAUAUGCAUUCAUCAAUUGUUUUCCUGCUUCAAGGACAAUAUCCUGUGGAAAUACAUCCGUAACUUGGAUCCCUCUGAGCUCCUGUCAUCUCAUUGAAAUGUAUAAAAGAAAAGCCCAUGCUAUCAGAAUGUGACAAAGCUUUAUACAUUGUAUUCCAGAUUUACUUGUAAACAAUAAAUAUUUAUUAUCAAUCUCUGACCAUACUCUGUACCCUAAUGUUUUAUGCAUCCAAAAAUGUUUUGUAAUUUUAGCACACUAACUUGAUUGCCAAUAGUGCUCCACUAGGCUUUUUAAAUUACCGUAUACAACUUUCUAGAGCUUGCCAUGAGUGGAGCUUGCCAGAAAACAGGCCAUUUAUGACCAUCAUUCUGUCCAUUCUGUUUUUAUUUGUAGUAGUUGCUAUGAGACCAUUGUUAUUUUCUGACUCAAGAUUCUGUGAAACUCAUUGGCUUUCUAAAGCCACCCACAUAAAUAGUCAAAACAAUAACAUUAGGCCUUGAAUUAUCAAUUUUCUUAUUUAUGAACAAGUAUUAUUAGUAGAUUAUAAACAUGUCUGUAAAUUUGUCAGACUAUUUCAAAAGUUAUUUUGGAGAGAACCUUCGAGACCAGCUAUUGAAGGCCACGUCCGCAGCAGAUGAGAUGCUGGCUCCUUCCUCCCGUCUCCUGCAGAAGAGACGGGAGGCCAUGGAGGUCAACAAUGCUAUGACAUUGCAAAGAGAGGAUUUUGAGUCAACUCUCAGAGCCCUGAGAAUCCGCAAGGAUGAGCUCAUAGAGAAGGAGGGCCAGAUGAAGGAAUAUCUGCAGAAAUUUGACAACUUUCUGAAGGAGAACGAGGUGAAACGAUGUCGAGCUGUUAGGAAGGCCAGCCGAGAGCGGGAACUGACCAAUCAGAAGCAGGUGGACCUGGUCACUCUCCAGGAGGAGACGAAAGCUCUUGUCAAAGAGAGGGACCGUCUGGAGAAACGAGUGCAGAAGAACGCCAUAUACCCCCAUUACUUGGAUAAAGUGGUACAGGCCAGUGAACGGUUUCAGGAGGCCCGACAGGUGAUGUCUCGCUACGACACGUUGAUGCUGACCCGGGAGGACUUGGUGCGGACCACCCAGCAGAACCAGGACAGCACGGAGAACACCCGGGCCCAGCUAGCCCGCUUCAUAGAGCAGAGCAAUGACACCCUGCUGCACUACAACAACACUCUGGCCCAGCUACAGAGCCAGCUGGACAAGGCCCGUGCUGAGGGCAUGAUCUGGGAGUCAAGAUGGGCCCACAUUCAGAACACAGCUGCCAAGAAGACACUGCUGUUGGGCACAAUCAAGAUGGCCACUCUCAAUCUGUACCAGUGUGUGUGCAAGAGGGCGAAAGACACUGGGGAAUCACCUGUUGCCCCAGAGGACACAAUUAAGCAGCUGGAGAAGAUCCAGACCUUCCUAGCCGAUCUGAUCUGCAUUUGGGAGGAAGUGAACAAGCCGGAUCAGCCAGGGCCAACCGGACACAGAUAAAAUGAUCUGCUUCAAUCUAUAGAGCUGUUUUGUAUGAAAGUAUAGAUUCUAUACUAUAUUUUCAUUGCCCUUUGCUUAUCAACAAAAAGUAUUUUGCACUGAUCAGAUCAAAAUAAAAAUAUAUUUUGAGACUA
This is a messenger RNA of Coregonus clupeaformis (lake whitefish), 2306 nucleotides long. RefSeq names its product coiled-coil domain-containing protein 42. Bases 1225 to 2172 code for a protein of 315 amino acids. The transcript is spliced from 7 exons. Lineage: Eukaryota; Metazoa; Chordata; Actinopteri; Salmoniformes; Salmonidae. The record is from RefSeq and is a predicted model, not a curated record.